This is a messenger RNA of Neoarius graeffei (lesser salmon catfish), 4574 nucleotides long. RefSeq names its product BCL2 associated athanogene 6, like (gene bag6l). NCBI's taxonomy places the organism in Eukaryota, Metazoa, Chordata, Actinopteri, Siluriformes, Ariidae. The record is from RefSeq and is a predicted model, not a curated record. Gene Ontology annotation, molecular function: polyubiquitin modification-dependent protein binding; misfolded protein binding. Bases 151 to 3705 code for a protein of 1184 amino acids. Gene Ontology annotation, cellular component: BAT3 complex. The transcript has 25 exons.
GUGUGGAAAUGCUGUUUUGUUUAACAUUUACGUCGAAAUAGAUAUUAAAACCGUCGCCUGUGUUAGCUAAGCUAGCUCAAGAGCAAGCUCACAAUGGAUGCUGGUUGGUAUUCAGUUAGUUAGUUAUACUUUAGGCAUCAUACAGGGUCCAUGGAGGAGUCUGGAGAUAUUACUGUGACUGUGAAAACUCUGGACUCCCAGAGCAGGAGCUACACAGUCCGAGGAGAGUGGACGGUGCAGGAGUUUAAGGAGCACAUUGCUUCCUCGGUUGAGAUCCCAGUUGAUAAACAGAGGCUGAUCUACCAGGGCAGGGUGCUGCAAGAUGACCGGACGCUGACCGAAUACAAUGUUGAUGGGAAGGUCAUUCAUCUCGUCGAGCGGGCUCCUCCUCAAGCCACACAGUCAGGAGGUGGAGGAGAUGCUGUGUCUGGUUCAUCAGGAGGCGGAGAGGGAUCAUCUGGCUCGACUCAUUCCUCUACCUCCACCUCCCAAGGAGCUCCGCAUGACCGCAACGGUAACAGCUACGUCAUGCUGGGCACCUUUAACCUCCCUGUGAACAUCCUGGACCCCCAGCAGAUUCAGAUGUCUGUGCAGCAGAUGAUGGCUGGUGUCGAUGGAGCACGAAACGCCAGAGUCAACACGAGCACUGGGAGCAAUGGAUCUGUGGAUGUGCAUAUUAACUUGGACCAGUCAGCUCAGAGUGAACCGAGGAUAAGGCUCCAGUUGGCGGAAAAUUUGUUGCGAGAGACUCGGUCCUUAAUUCGCAGACUGGAGGGUCAAGCGAGUGAAGGAUCCACCCAGCAGGGGCCAGCAGAUUCCUCUUCUUCAUCAGCACAACCAAUGGACACAUCCCCACCUCCACCUCCUGCCUCUUCCUCCACCUCCACACAGACAGAAGGCCCUCCUCAUUCUGGACCAAAUCACCCAAGCCCAUCAGAGCUGAUGGAGGUGCUCUCAGAAGUGCGGAGGGUGGAGGAAAGGCUCCGCCCCUUCAUGGAGAGAACUCACUCCAUCCUGGGAGCAGCCAGUUCUGCUGAUUACAACAACAAUACACAAGAGCGUGAUGAAGACCAGCGCACCCUCAAUGUAGUUGGCGAGUCCCUUCGACUUCUAGGCAACACCUUGGUUGCUUUGAGUGAUCUUCGGUGCAACCUGGCUGCACAGCCUCCCCGCCACCUACACGUGGUUCGGCCUAUAACCCACUACACGUCACCGGUUCUGCUGCAGAGUGGUCUGCCUCCUAUACCGAUACCAAUGAACAUCGGAACCACAGUUACAAUGACCUCUAAUGGCAGACAGGCAGGUGAAGGUCAGCCUCAAUCAUCUCAACCAUCUGGUCAGUCAGAAGAGCAGGAUCAGGCACAGGCACCGUCCUCUCAACCAAAUGGAGGCAGUCAGACACCUGAUCAGGGGACGCCUCGUGUGAUCAGAAUCACCCACCAGACCAUGGAGCCUGUCGUGAUGAUGCAGAUGAACCUGGAUGAUUCAGGCAGUGGAGCUCAGGCCCCAGGCCAACAGAAUCCCAACGCUGCUGGACAGACUGGCUCUGCCCCUCCCGUGCACAUCCCUGGCUUGCCUCCUGAGUUCAUGCAGGCUAUCGUGCAUCAGAUCUCCCAACAGGCUGUUGCAAUGGCCACUGCAGCCUCAACUGGCCACCAUGGACAUCAGUCAGGCACUCCUGCACCAAAUGCCCCAAACGGAGACACACCAGCUGUUCCUCCACCUCCCCAAGCCAGAGUCGUCAUCACCCGACCCACCUUUACCCCACGGAUUCCUCAGCCCGCUGGCACCAGGGCAGCUACCAUCAACCUGCGUUCAUCGGUGCCACCCACCACCGGCCAACAGCCUGCACAGGGCCCAGUGUCUAAUUCUCCUCUCACUCAGAUGGUGAGUGGUUUGGUCGGGCAGCUGCUAAUGCCGAUGCACACAGGUGAUCAAACAUCCACUGGCUCUUCAUCCCAUUCGUUCUCCAUCUCUACCUCCUCCUCCUCAGUUCCCCCUUCCUCAUCAUCCAAUACAUCAACACAUACCUCUUCUAACACUACCAGCACAGCUCCCACAGGCCAGUCACAGAACGAGGGUCCGGAAGGGAACUUGCCCCACUUGCUGGGUUCCCUCCUGGGUGGAGCUGCUGGAGUAGGUGGGAGUGUCUCCGGAGGCUCUCCUUCCAUUACUGUGACCAUGCCUGGCAUGCCUGCCUUUAUCCAGGGCAUGUCUGAGUUUAUCCAGUCCAAUCAGCCUGUGUUUCCUCCACCCCCGAGCCAGCAGCCUCCGCCUGUUUCCUCUGCUCCAUCUGGCCCAUCAGCGACGCCUCUGAACCCUCCUCAUCCUCCCAGCGGCGGAGGGGAGACGCUGAGCCCGGAGCUGUUCACAGGCAUCGUGCAGGGCGUGCUGUCCACCAUGAUGGGUUCUCUGGGAGCUGGUCAGGGUAACACUGAGAGCAUUGCCCAAUUCGUUCAGAGACUUUCUCAAACCAGCAAUCUCUUCACUCCUGGAGCUGGAGAUGCUGUGGGUUUCUUCGGAGACUUGCUGUCUCUGGUGUGUCAGAGUUUCUCCAUGGUGGAUAUGGUGGUGUUGCUGCAUGGCAACCCUCAACCUCUGAGUCGUAUCCAGCCUGAACUCGCUGCCUUCUUCAAUGAGCACUAUCUCAAUGGACGAGAGCCUACUGAUGCUAAUAUUUCUACCGCUGCUGAAGAUCUCAUUAAUGGACUGGAGGAGUAUAUUGCUGAGAGCUUUUCCACAGUCACAGUGCGAGACGGAGUUGACAUCAUCCAGACAAACAUGUCCUUCCUCAGACAGCAGUUCACACGCAUGGCAACGCACAUACUCCGCUGUACAGAUCACAUGUUUGGUCCUCGCUUGCUGUUUCUGUGCACUCAGGGUCUGUUUGAGUGUCUGGCUCUCAACCUGUACUGUCUAAGAGGAGAGCAGAGGGCCCUUACAGCAGUCAUCAACCAUCGCAUUAGAAGGAUGUCUGCAGAAGUAAAUCCCAGUCUAGUGAACUGGCUGACCAGUAUGAUGUCCAUGAGGCUGCAUGUGAUUCUGGACCAUAACCCGGUUACAGAGGACCAAAUCCAGCAUUACGUUCUCUACACACAGCCUGAGUCCGAGUCGAAUACGGAGGCAGUCCAGCAGACGCAGAGCCAGAACGUGGAGAUGUCUCCAGCACCUGCAACUACUGCUGAGGAGGCCAUGGCACCUUCAGGAGAGAGAACUGACUCCAGGCAGCCAACUCCAGAUCUCAUGUCGCUUCACAGGCCAUCAGUGAACACCCAGGAAUCUUCUGGAAUGGCAGCUAAUGGGAGGGAGGAGUCAGGAGCAGAGGCGGAGCCAUGGGCAGCAGCCGUGCCACCUGAGUGGGUGCCCAUCAUUAGGCAUGACAUGCUGUCUCAAAGGAAGAUAAAAGCUCAGCCUCCGCUGUCUGAUGCUUACCUUCAGGGAAUGCCGGCCAAGAGGAGGAAGACUGCUCAGGGUGAGGGACCACACAUUUCGCUCUCGGAGGCCGUGAGCGUCGCUGCCCGAGCAGUAGGAGCACGGCCCAUCACUACUCCAGACAACCUGCAGGGGGAGCUGGACACACCAGAACUGCAGGACGCUUACACACAACAGAUUAAGAGUGACCUAAAGAAAAGAGUUAACGAAGACCCAGACUACAAUUCUCAGCGUUUCCCAAACACGCACAAGGCUUUCUCUGAAGACUCUUGAUCUCAUUGUUCGUUUUUUUUUUUGCACAAUUAUUCCAAGUUCAGACGAAUUAAUCACCAUAGCCAGGAAAUAGAGGAGCUGGAUUCUUCUGUGAAAGGAGCUGAUGCUUAUCUUCACUCGGUGUGCAAUAGCCAUUGAUGGCUGUUUAUUGUUAACACAUCUCCAUGUUCUCUCUUCUUAAUGGAUUUCUUCUGUAUGUCCACUUGCAAUUUCACUGCACCGAAACCUUGUAAUCAACAUUGGCGGACGUGACAGCUGGGGUAAAAUUUGUCUUGCUUUGCGACGGCUAUGAUUCAGAAAAGCUCAAAUUUAUACACGAUAGCAUGCACUGCACUGCGGCACCAAUAAGACAAGAGCUUCACAAGAAGAAGACAUAAUCAAAUACAUGUAGAGGUCACAGAAACACCCAGCACUGGAACUCAGAUGAACUUGUUACACCAGGUUUUCUUUGUAAUGUAAAAUAGAUGAAUGUUGUAAUGAUUUGUUUUAGUAGUUGCAAUAAUAGCAGCUAUCAUAUACCAUGUAUACAUGAAGUGUGCUUAAAAAAUAAAAAACCCACGUUCUGGCUUGAUCACCUAAGUAGGUCUAUGUGUAAUUUUCAAUAUAAACACAUUAGGCUGUUAAAUCUGUUCACUCAGAUGUGUAUUUAGUGAUAGCAGAGCAGUCAUGUGUAAUUAGCUUUUACCACUCUGUCUUCAUGCUUUACUCGGCCUCGAGCCAGUCGAUUUCCUAACCGGAGAUGCAUACUGACUGUAUAUGUGCUUGUUGGGCUGAAAAACAAAUCUCAAACUUGUAAGAGAAUCAAUGUUUUAAAACCGAUAUUUUGUGUCAGAGUUGUCAUGAUGUAAUAAAAUCCAUCUUUAAUUUUA